Messenger RNA from Anoplopoma fimbria (sablefish), 1788 nucleotides. RefSeq names its product tetraspanin 9a (gene tspan9a). The record is from RefSeq and is a predicted model, not a curated record. The coding region runs from base 1 to 1026 and encodes 341 amino acids. Gene Ontology annotation, cellular component: membrane. The transcript has 7 exons. Lineage: Eukaryota; Metazoa; Chordata; Actinopteri; Perciformes; Anoplopomatidae.
AUGGAGAAGUCCAGCAGUGAGGAGUCAGCCAUUCACCGUAGCCCCUCCGUAGAUAGCCGUGACUCCGAUUUUGCUCAAGCCUCCACGUCUGGCCGACCGUUUGGCGGCCGCGGCUUCACUGCCGGCGCAUUCUACGGCUCUACGGGGCCGCGCAAAGACGCACAGCAGGGGCAGGCUGGAGUGGCGGCUGACACCAGCACCGGAGACAAGACCAACAACAAGUACAGCUCUCCCAAAGGCAGCAAAUACGUGGUCUUUUACCUGGAUCUAUCCUUUGUGUUCCUUUUAGAAUUCAAGAAGUGCAACAUGGCAAGGGGCUGCCUCUGCUGCUUGAAGUAUAUGAUGUUCAUCUUCAAUCUCAUCUUCUGGUUAUGCGGCUGUGGGCUGCUCGGUGUGGGCAUCUGGCUCUCGGUGUCGCAGGGCAGUUUCGCCACCUUCUCGCCCUCAUUCCCUUCGCUGUCGGCUGCCAACAUGGUCAUCGCCAUUGGCGCCAUCGUCAUGGUAACGGGCUUUCUCGGAUGCCUGGGUGCCAUCAAGGAGAACAAGUGCCUGCUUCUGAGCUUCUUCAUUGUCCUGCUGAUAAUUCUCCUGGCAGAGCUGAUAUUGCUCAUCCUGUUCUUUGUGUACUCAGAUAAGGUGAGUGAGAAUGCCAAGCAGGAUCUGAAGGAUGGGCUGGCUCUCUACAACUCAGAAAACAACAUAGGCCUACGAAAUGCCUGGAACAUCAUCCAGGCAGAGUGGAAGUGCUGCGGUGUGAUAGCAUACACCGACUGGCACGAUGCCCUGAAGGAGAAGGUAGUACCUGACCGCUGCUGCCAGGAGCAUUACCAGAACUGUGGGCAGAACUCCACAAACAUGUUCUGGAACAGGGGCUGCUUCGAGAAAGUGGAGGAAUGGCUGGGUGACAACAAGCACUUGCUGGGAACCAUAGGCAUGGUCAUCUUGGUGGUGCAGCUCCUGGGCAUGGCGUUCUCCAUGACGCUGUUCCACCACAUCCAUAGAACGGGGAAAAAGUACGAUGCUUAGCCUUCGGGGGAGGCACCCACUGGAGAGGAGCCCCACUGCCUGAUGGGAUAAGACUCUGAUUUAAACACCCCAGCUUCCCCCCUCUCUUUACAAUCUUCUUUACACCACCACCCCCUUUUCCCAGACGUUCUGUACAGAUUCCAGCUGUGUUCCCCGCUCCAUUCUUCUCUCUCCCCUAGCACCAUUCAUUUUGCCAAAGAGUAACACAACUGGAGGAGAAGGGACACUUACUUUGGCAAUGAAGAGAAUCCCAUUGGUUUUCACUCCUCUUGAGUACAUUUAUUUUUGAUUUUCUUUCUUUUUUUUGCUUGGACUAACAAUUUGCUGGAUGGAAGGACAGACUUUGAGACAAUGAGGACUUUACUAAUGCCCACACAGACCCUCUCUGAGGCAAAGAGGACAUAUACAACUGAUAAUACCCUCCAACAUUUGUGGAGUUUCUUUUUCCUCAUGUUGACUAAAAGUCAAGCCCCCUUUUCACUUGUAAAUGAAAAAAGUUUCAACAUGGCAUGGUGGUUUUCUACUUUACUGAUUUACCUUUGUCGUUGAAAUGUCAAACGUCUUCAUUUUUCUUUUUCUUUUUUUAUGUCGUUGAUGCUCCUGUGGAAUGUAAGUGUUGAUCAGAUCAGUGCAAUGAGCUCUAAGAUGGAUUUGACCUGAAGUUGCUGUGGAGGGACACAGACAUGUUGGGAUGCUGUUUAAUUUAAUACAUGAUUCAUAUUUUUUUUAUUUGGCUAUAGAAGUUUUGGUAAAGCGAGUGUG